Molecule: messenger RNA, 1817 nt
Organism: Nicotiana tabacum (common tobacco)
Lineage: Eukaryota; Viridiplantae; Streptophyta; Magnoliopsida; Solanales; Solanaceae
Source: RefSeq, a predicted model, not a curated record
AUGGGAUUCGGGGUAGGAGGUGGAUCUUUAAGGAAGUCACUCAGGGAUAAAGGAUGCCUAGGCAGCAGUUCCUCUACCGUAGGAGGGCUAUUAUUCUCCUCUACCAUCGCAUCCCCGCCGUCAGAGGGAGGCACCAUUGAUGAUGGGUGCUAUAACGCAAAAACAGGAAGCACUGAGGAAGCAUGGUUUGAUUCUGCUGCAAUAUUCGAUUCUGAUGGCAGUGACGAAGAUUUCCAGAGCGUUGCUGAUGAUGUGCUCUCUCUCAACAGCUUUGAUUGUGGGCGAACCAGCGUAGCUUCUUUGAGAGAUGCCAAUCAUGGGGAUGCUGAGGUCCAUGCCCACCCAAACAAUUUGCCGCAUCCAAAAGAUGCAGAUUCUAGAACGAAACUUGAUGGACCCCACAGUGAGGUACAGCCUGUAUUUAUUGAUGAAAUCUCUUCCUCGGCUAAUGAAAGCAGCGGCAGGGAAGAUGGUUUGUUGGAUAACUGUGGAAUUCUUUCAAACAACUGUUUGCCCUGUCUUGCUUCCACGGUUGCACCAGUUGAGAAGAGAAGAUCUCUUAGCGAUAAUUCUCCAAGUGCUAGGAAGAAAGCUGCCUUAAAACUUCCUUUCAAAUGGAGAGAAGGAAAUCCUAAUGCUGCUUUGCUUUCGUCUAAAGCCCUGCUUCAAAGACCAAUAGCUGGUUCCCAAGUACCAGUUUGCCCGUUGGAGAAGAAAAUGCCUGAUAGUUGGUCCCAGAUUGAACCGGGCACUUUCAGGGUUCGGGGAGAAAACUAUUUCAGGGAUAAAAAGAAGGUACUUGCUCCAAAUCAUGCAGCAUAUUAUCCUUUUGGUGUUGAUGUAUUUUUAAGCCAGAGAAAGAUAUUUCAUAUAGCUCGACUUGUGGAACUUCCCGUCAUUGAACAUUCUGGGACACUUCCUCCCAUUCUUGUCGUGAAUGUCCAGAUCCCGUUAUAUCCUACCGCAAUUUUUCAGGGCGAAAUUGAUGGUGAAGGGAUGAGUUUUGUCUUGUACUUUAAGCUUUCAGAAAGUUAUGCUAAGGAACUUCCACCUCAUUUUCAAGAGAAUAUCAGGAGGCUGAUUGAUGACGAAGUGGAAAAAGUAAGGGCUUUUCCUGUUGAACAUACUGCACCUUUCAGGGAAAGAUUGAAGAUAUUGGGACGUGUUGCAAAUAUGGAGGACCUUCCAUUAAGUGCUGCAGAGAGGAAGCUUAUGCAUGCCUACAAUGAAAAGCCUGUUCUUUCACGUCCUCAACAUCAGUUUUACAAGGGAGAGAAUUACUUUGAGAUUGACAUAGAUAUGCAUAGAUUCAGUUACAUCUCUAGAAAGGGUUUUGAGACAUUCCUAGAUAGGCUAAAGCUCUGUUGCUUGGAUGUUGGGCUAACAAUUCAGGGAAAUAAAGCUGAAGAAUUGCCGGAGCAGGUUUUAUGUUGUAUACGGUUAAAUGAAAUUGAUUAUGCAAAUUAUCAGCAACUGGGGUCGGAAUAGAGAGCCCCUUGAAUAGCUGCACAGACAGUGGAAGUGUUAAGAUAUGGCAAAUAAAGAGAGUUACUUAGAGAAGUUCAGCUGUCCCUCGCUUUUGGUGCCUACCUCUCUGUCUUUCCAUUCCUCCAUUUAUCAAAAUCUUCGGUGUCUCCAUAAUGCAAGCAGAUUAUAAGUGUAGCAGGUUCCAUGGGAACUGCUAAGGAUGAUUUCUCGCAUUCAGAUUACUAUGACAUGAGUUCUGGACAAGUCGAUUGCAUACUGCAUUAGCUAUAUACGUGUAUGAAUUCAUGGACGACAUUGAGAAAUCAGUUAAUGGAAUAAAUUCUAAUUCA